AUGAGCGACUCGAGUUCCCGUCCGCCGGUGCCCGAACACUGGGCCGCCUCGCAGAUCCCGUCGCAGAAGGGCCGCGUCGCGGUGGUCACGGGCGCCAACUCGGGCAUCGGCUACGAGACGGCGCUGGAGCUCGCGCGCAAGGGCGCGGACGUGGUGCUGGCCUGCCGUAAUGAGGAGCGCGGGCGCGAGGCCGAGACCAAGCUGCGCGACACGCUGGCGGCCACCCCCGAGGCCGGCAAGGUGACGUUCGUCAAGCUGGACCUGGGCGACCUCAACAGCGUCAAGAAGUUCUCGGAGGACUUCACGCAGAGCCACGAGCGGCUGGACCUGCUCAUCAACAACGCCGGCAUCAUGGGCGGAGCCUACGGCCUCUCGGCGGAUGGCUACGAGCGCCAAUUCGCAACCAACCACCUUGGCCACUUCGCGUUGACGGCGCGGCUCUUCCCGCUGCUCAAGAAGAGCUCGCCGUCUCGCGUCGUGAACGUCAGCUCCAUAAUGCACCGCUCGGCUACAAGCUGGAACGAGGACGACAUCAUGGUCGCGAGCGCGGACAAGUACCGCGAGAUGGACAACUACAGCGUCACCAAGCUCAGCAACAUCCACUUCACCAAGGAGCUGGCCCGCCGCAUCAAGGCCGCAGGGGUGGAGGGGGUCACCUCGGUGGCCUGCCACCCUGGCAUCACGGCCACGAGUCUGGCCACGGCGUCCGCCAACAAUACGGGCGGGUGGCUCUGGUGGCUCGUGUAUAAGGUCACGGACUGGUCCCCGCGCCAGAGCUGCCCCAUGGGCGCGCUGCCGACGCUGUACGCGGCCACGGGCAGUGAAGUCGAGGGCGGCGACUUCUUCGGCCCCAAACACCUCAAGACUUUCGGCUACCCCGUGCGUGAAGACCCGUCCGAGCUGAGCAAGUCCGAGUCGGAAGCCAAGAAGCUCUGGACCUUGAGCGAGAGACUCGCCAAGCUGUCCUUCGACAUCGAGAAGUAA
Molecule: messenger RNA, 984 nt
Organism: Phytophthora sojae
Lineage: Eukaryota; Oomycota; Peronosporomycetes; Peronosporales; Peronosporaceae
Exons: 1
Coding region: 1-984 (327 amino acids)
Source: RefSeq, a predicted model, not a curated record